Molecule: messenger RNA, 2589 nt
Organism: Aphidius gifuensis
Lineage: Eukaryota; Metazoa; Arthropoda; Insecta; Hymenoptera; Braconidae
Product: alpha-taxilin
Exons: 6
Coding region: 91-2118 (675 amino acids)
Molecular function (GO): syntaxin binding
Source: RefSeq, a predicted model, not a curated record
CACAUUACAAGCCAAGCAGUCUAACUGUACACUUGAAAAAUUUACUUAAUUCAUUUUAUUUUUUUUUAUUGUUCAAAUAAUAUUGAAAAAAUGGAUUUAGAAAAUGAAAAAAAUAGCAUUGAUAAUACAAAUGCUGAGUUGAGAAAUGACUUGCCAAUUAAUAACGAAAAAUUAACUUCAACUGGAAAUGGUAAAAAAAAUUCAAAAUCAAAAAAAAAAGAUUCAGCUUUUCUUUAUGGUAAUGAAAUUGCAGUGAUAUUAAAAUCAUCACAAACAAUAGAACAAAAAUUAGCAACAAUAUGUGAAAAAUAUUCUGAACAAUUACAUGCUAAUCGUAAAUUAUUAACAACAAUUAAAAUGACAGAGGGUAAAGUUACAAAAAUGCAACAAGAAAAUGAACAAUGUCAACAGCAACGUUCAAAAGCUGUUCUUGCAAGAUCAAGAUUAGAAAAUUUAUGUCGUGAAUUACAAAAAUUAAAUAAAGCACAAAAAGAAGAAGUUGAUUUAAAAUUACGUAUUGAAGAAGAAAAAAGAAAAGAAAUAUCAGCAACAUUUCAAAGUGCAUUUACUGAAAUGAAUACAUUGACAGCUAAAAAUGCUGAAAAAAAUAAAAAAAUGAGAGAAGAAAAUGCACAAAUGAAAGAAAAAAUUAAAUCAGUACGUGAAAGAAUUGAAUUAAGUGAAAAACAAUUUGAUACAGUACGUCAACAAGCACAAUUAGAAGUGCAAUUAGCUGAAGCUAAAACAGCUAAACUUAAAAUGGAAAUGACAUCUGAAAAAGAAAAUUUGUUGAAGGAAAAACAACAAUUAUUAUUGCAAUUAACAGAGUCUCAGGUUAAAAUUCAAGAGUUGGGUGCAACUGAAGUGUCCCUGAGAAAUCAAAUAAGCAUGUAUACUGAAAAGUAUGAUGAUUUCCAAAAUGCUUUGACUAAAAGUAACAAGGUCUUCAGUGGAUUCAAUGAAGAAAUGGCUAAAAUGUCAAAGAAGAUACUGACAUUGGAAAAAGAAACAAGCCAAUGGAAACAACGAUGGGAAAAAAGUAAUGAUGCAUUAUUUAAUAUGGCUGCUGAUAAACAAUCAAAAGAUGCUGAAUUGGAAAAAUUAAAUCGUAAAGUAACAACUCUUGAUGAACUUUGUAAAGCAUUUCAACGUGAAAGAGCUGAACUUUUAGCACAACUUCGUGAAUUUAAAAAUAAAAACAAUGAUACUGUUGCCACCAAAGUUAUUGAUCCAGUUGAUACAAUUAAAGUUGAUGUGUUAUCUAAAAAUUGUGAAAAUAUUAAUGGUGAUUUGUUGGGAUCAGAAGAAUCACAUGUUGAAGCAGUUUCUAAUGAUAAUAAGACUGAUGAUAAUACUUGCAAAGUUGAAGAAACUAAUGAGAAAAUUGAUGAUAAUACUCAAACAACUGAUGUUAAAAUUGAAAGUAAUACUGAAACAAUUGAUGUUAAAAUUGAAAAUAAUACUUCUUCCGUAUUGUCGUCUGAAUUAAAGAGUGAUAAAAACACAAUUGAAACAGUUAAUUCAAAAGACGUUGAAGAAGAGCAAAAAGUAUUGGUUGUACCAAGUGCUGGAAUAAUUGAAGUUGUUAAAAUUGAUGAAAAUGUUGAAUUGAAAAAUAAAAUAAAUGACAAUACAAUUGAGUCAGUUAAAGAUGAUGAAGAAUCAGAGUGUUCUAGCUUUGAAGUCAUAGACAAGACAGCAUUGGAUGCUGAUAUGUCUACCAGUCAGGUUGAUGAGUCUAAACAGGUAGAAAUUGCUCCAGCAAGUUUAUCAAUUGAUACAAUUAAUAAUGAUAAAGUUGAUGAGGUAAAAACAACUGUAGAUUCAACAAUUGAUACAAUUAAAAAUGAGAAAGUUAAUGAGGUACAAACAACUGUAGAUUCAACAAUUAAAAAUGACAAAGUUGAUGAAGUAAAUACAACUGUACAAUCAGGUACAAUUGAUACAAAUAAAAAUGAAAAAGUUGACGAAAUAAAAACAGACAAACAAUCAGACAAAAAUAGUAAUAUUAAAAAAAUUGUUGACACAAAAGAAACAACACCAGAUGACAAUAAAAAAAAUACACCUGAAUGUCAACCAAAAAAAUCAAAAGAUGGAAAACGUAAGAAGAAAAAAUAAUUGGAUUAUUACAUAAAAUAAUUAAUUUUUUUCUCAUUUAAAUAUCAUUAAAAAAAAACAAAAAAAAAAAAAAACAUCAAUUAGUGUAUCAUCUAGAAUUGCCUACAAUAAUUAUCAUAUAAAUUCGUGAGAAUGAAUGAAUUGUGUUUGUAAGUUUAGCGUGAAUUUUUACAAACUAAAAAUAACUCUUUUUCUCCUUUUUUCUUUAAGUAAUCUUAAUCAAGAUUUAAGACUAAAAAUUUCUUUUUAAAAAAAACAACAACAAAUGAAAAUAAACAUCUUUUAUUUAAUUAUUUUAUUCAUUGUAUAAAAAUGAACAAUAAAAAAACAAUAAUAAUAUUAAUAUUGUCAAGAACAAUUGUCACAAUAAUAUGUAUGACAAUUUAAUUAAUUUUACGUCCUCGGUUUGAUUAUUGAGUGGAACAUUGCUGAUUUUACAAAAAAGAAAAGAUAAUAAAAUUUACAAAUAAA